Molecule: messenger RNA, 618 nt
Organism: Rotaria sp. Silwood1
Lineage: Eukaryota; Metazoa; Rotifera; Eurotatoria; Philodinida; Philodinidae
Source: the annotation of a GenBank genome assembly
AUGCCUGUUAUUUUAACACAAAAUAUUGCUAUUGAACUGGGUCUUAUUAAUGGAAUGAAUGGAAUCUUUCGACAACUUGUCUACGAUGAAGAUUCUGUAUCAACCGAUGUUAUUUCAGAACCAUUUCCAAACAAUACACGAUACAUACAUAAACCUUUAUACGCAAUAAUUGAAAUCGUCAGAUCGAAGAUUGAAUGCAAGUUUGAACAACUUCAAUCAAAUCUCGUGCCAAUACCAUUAAUGGAACAAACUUUCCGCAUUAAUAUUGCCGAUGUUCUACCAAAAGAUAAGAAACCAAAAUCAAAUCAGAAGACAAUUUUAUCGAUUAAGCGACGUGCAUUACCACUUCUACCUGCGUAUUGUAUUACAACACAUAAAAGUCAAGGUCAAACUUUAAAUAAUGUUGUAAUUGAUUUGAAGUUACCAAAUGAAACUGAUGAUAUUGCUGCAAUUUAUGUACCUUUGUCACGUGUGAAACGCUUGGCUGAUUUGAUUAUUUUAAUAUAUUUUGAUUACAAAAUUUUAUUAUUGAAACCAAGUAAAUCUCAACUCGCCGAAAUAGAAAGACUAGAUAAACUAUAUUUAGAAACGCAAAUGCGUUUUUCUGAAUGGCUCUAA